Molecule: messenger RNA, 468 nt
Organism: Saccharomyces eubayanus
Lineage: Eukaryota; Fungi; Ascomycota; Saccharomycetes; Saccharomycetales; Saccharomycetaceae
Exons: 1
Coding region: 1-468 (155 amino acids)
Source: RefSeq, a predicted model, not a curated record
AUGACUCCACUUCUACAAGCUGAAGCCAAGAUGAACACAAGCCUCUAUCUCACGGAGAGCAACCAACAUCAACACGAGUUCCAACUUGUCAGCCCCCAGUCGCUUUAUUCUUCCUCUGUGCCCAACAGUAAUAAUAACUCCGGCAUCUUCAGUUAUAACUCCGCCAGCAAUAGCGGUGUGUGCUCUAACGAUGAGUUUGCCAACCAGCAAGAUGGCAUGAACACCAUAAUGCAUAAGAACAAUAUCAGUAAGACUUUCGAAGACGAUAUCUUUUAUUGUCCAAGAAGCUUGCUAACUCCAGAAGAACAAGCGGUAUACCAGGAAAUUGACAAGUAUUACAUGGAACAAGCCUUAUUGACCCAAUUACAAAUCCCUCAAACUUAUUCCUCUUCCACUCCGAAGGAGGAGAAGAUUGUCAAGUUCAAUCCCUAUACUUCAAAGAGCUUCAGUCCCGCUUCCUCUGAAUAA